Molecule: messenger RNA, 315 nt
Organism: Porites evermanni
Lineage: Eukaryota; Metazoa; Cnidaria; Anthozoa; Scleractinia; Poritidae
Source: the annotation of a GenBank genome assembly
ACAGAGGACAAAGCUUGUCAAGUUCCCGAAAAUGCCCAUACACGCCAGGGUUAUGAAUGUGUUGGUCAUAGAAGGAAAAUGGACAUAAGAAGUGAAAUUAUGUGCAAAAUAGACGCAUUGCUAGAUAACUAUACUUCCGAUGGUGAGGAGGGUAGACAGGCCAUCGUGAAUGACAUUCUGAGCAGCCAAAAAUUCCAAGGGAAGUUUGGGGAUGUAUUUACCAAGCACCGAAAACAAAGCAGCGAUGACAAAAUUUUGAAAUUAUUGGCUAAGGACUACAUUGCAGCAAAAAAGACAAAGAGAGCAGCAAAUUGA